Molecule: messenger RNA, 651 nt
Organism: Lactuca saligna
Lineage: Eukaryota; Viridiplantae; Streptophyta; Magnoliopsida; Asterales; Asteraceae
Source: the annotation of a GenBank genome assembly
AUGAAGCUUGCACACAUUCCUGGUGCUCUUUUCUUUGAUGUAUAUGGGAUAUCUGAUCGCACUACUAAUCUGCCACACAUGUUGCCACCUGAAGAAGCAUUUGCUGCUGCUGUUUCUGCUCUUGGGGAUCUUCAGUGUUGCUCGUGUCUGGUGAAACCUGAGAGAAGGUUGUUAAUAUCUGUCCAUGCUGAAGGAGCAUUGAAGAUUGAAACAAGAAGAGCAGAGCUUGAGACGAAUCUAUCAACAAAUCUUUUUAGAUGGAGACAAGAACUGGAGGCAAUUCAACAGUCAACAUUCUUGUACAUUAGUUACAAUUUCAAGUUCAAGCUGGCUGGCUGGUUGGGAGUUGAGGAGAUUGGUUUGUACAAUUUCAAACCAAGUGUACGACCUGUGCCUCUUGAAGACACUGAUCAGAAUCUUAGUCACACUCUACAAUUCGGUUUCGGAUUACAUCAUGUAGGAUUAAACAACAAAGAUAGAUCUUUUGUUGAGGAAAUUUUUGCAAACAACAAGAUUCAGGUGAUGGCAAUCAAUGAGUCAUCGAGGCUGUGUGCUUCAAUUACAACGAAAAAUGUUCAUCACAUUCUUCCCCCUUCUACUUCUGACAACUUUUGUGCUAUGAAAAGGAAGAUGAACGCCAACUUCUUGUAA